AUGGAUGCGACUUGGGAGGGCUCACGCCGUCAACUCGUGGCGGCGCUGCUGAUGUUGGUGCCUCAGUUUGUCAACGAUCUUCACGCUUUAAUUAGUCCUCCUGCCAAGGGAACUCCACUUCCACUGAUCUUACUCGGGAAGUCGAAAAAUGCGAUGCUGUCAACUUUCCUCUUCCUGGACCAAAUUGUGUGGGCUGGGAGGACAGGAAUAUACAAGAACAAGGAGCGAGCGGAGUUCCUUGGAAGGAUAGCAUUUUAUUGCUUCCUCGGUUCAAACACCUGCACAACCAUUAUCGAGAACGAGCAGUACCGCAUGAAGCUGCAGAAGUCCAACGAGCGGCUGCUGGCCCUCAUCGACAUCGUGGUCGCCAUGGGGCUCCUGCAGCUGGCCCCGAAGAAGGUGACCCCUCGUGUCACGGGCGCGUUCGGUUUCGCCAGCUCGCUGAUUGCUUGCUACCAGACAGAGCAGGAGUUUCAUUUCUUCUUUGUGGCCAGCCUUGGCAGCUGCUUCCAAGCCCACCAGCGAAGAGCAAGUGAGGAGUUUCAUUUCUUCUUUGACGCCUUCCUCGACGGGAGAGCGGCGGCGGUGGGGUCUGGGCCGACGCGGGGUCGCCGCUGA
Messenger RNA from Miscanthus lutarioriparius, 618 nucleotides. The record is from the annotation of a GenBank genome assembly. Lineage: Eukaryota; Viridiplantae; Streptophyta; Magnoliopsida; Poales; Poaceae.